CAACGCCUGUUAUUGUAUUGCUUUCACAACGUUGAGAUUCUGGCAAGAUGUCAUCGAUAGCCAGCUUGAUGCUCACCACUUUGGUUUUUCUCACCAUCAAGCAUCAAGUUGUCCAAGCGUCAGCUUGUGACGGUGGAGUGCAAAGAGUGUAUGCAGAAUACAGUAGAAAUGACUCCAUUUUCAGUCCUGGAUACCCUAGGAGUUAUUAUGAUUCACAGUCUUGUCAGUGGCGGAUCAUUGCUUCCUCCGGCCAUAGGAUCCUCAUCUACUUUACAGUAUUCGAUUUGGAAAGUUGUGAAUCGUGUAACUGUGACAAAGUGGAAAUUUAUGAUGGACAAAACCAAUACUACAAUAUUUUGUCAAAAAGUUGUGGAAACAGUCUUCCUGACCCAGUGUAUUCUACUGGUACUGAUAUCUUCAUGAAAUUCACUUCUGACUCUAUGGUAUCACGGAGAGGCUUUGUGGCACACUACAGAGUGCUGAAUGAUUCAUCAGGUUGUCCCUCAAUCAUUCCUGGCGCCUCAGCAGGCGUAAUUUAUAGUCCCAAUUUUCCUUGGAGUUAUCCGCUCUCCAGAUCAUGUGAGUGGCGCAUUAGAGCACCUUGGGGGCAAAGGGUUCAUUUGAAGUUCAUAAAAUUCAACUUGGAGACUUCUAGUUUUUCGUGCGAAUUCGACUACGUGGAGGUGCUGGAUAAGUACAACACUCAGCUUGGAAAGUACUGCGGGUCUGAUAUUCCAUCCUCCAUCUCCUCAUCCUCCUCUUUAACUGUUAAGUUCAACUCUGAUUACUCCAACACCUUCUCGGGAUUCCUGUUACUGUACCAAACGGGAUACAGCUUCCCAACAGGAGCGCCAGUCUGGACUACUUACAGACCUUACACCUCAACAACGGUACAAUAUCACAGUUGUAGUAGUUACAGCUCUGAAACAAGUGUUUACGUUGAAAGCACAAGCUCGACAUCCAUCCGUUCUGAUUAUGACGACUACUUGAACACCAGGGCUCCCUAUUCAAGCUGCACAUUCAAAAUUUCUACAAAGAAGGGUUACAACCUGAAGUUUAGUCUUGAGACAAUGUAUAUGUCAGGCUGUUAUAGCUGUUCAUGUGGAUAUCUGAAAGUUAGAGAUGGAAGUUCAUCAAGUGAUCCGCUUCUCGGCGAAUACUGUGGCAGUGUAAGCUCUGGCACAGUAACAUCGACAGGAAACCAUUUAUUCGUUGUUUUUAACAGUGAUUACAGCAGUGCCCGCUUUCGCGCAACAGUCAGUUCCAUCAAAGGUUCUAAUGUGAAAGUUGCGGCCAUCGUCGUGCCAAUUGUUAUCGCAGUUGUCCUGUUUUCCCUCAUCUUUGUUGUCAUAAAGUGCACUAAGAUAAAUCGUUCUGCUGGACCGGCUGGAUCAUCUCGUGUGAACGACGUUCCCCUGCAGCCCCUCUCAGAUACCAUGGUGGUACAGACGAUUGCGCCAUCUCUGUCUCCUGGUACACUGCAAGUUGAUGUUCCGCCACCUCAUUCCAUACCCCUGACAGCCCCUGUUCAACUGCCUCCCUCCACUGAUCAUUCACAGGGUUUUACUAACUUCACAGCAGAAGGAGAAUAUGUUCAAGGAUGAACAUUUCUCGGCCUAUUUCCAGGGUUCGUUGGUUUGAUGCGUGUGUAAUUUCUAUGCGGAUAAACUGGAUAUUUACUGAAUUAGUUAUUAAUGCAUUUUAUUAUCCAAUCACACAAAGUAGAAUACAAAUAACGCGCGAAUAGGGUACAAAUAUCCUGCGACAUAGUACAGUUGGUUAUUUCCUACCGUUAAAAAAAAAACCUUCUUUAACCGGUCGGCUGCUCGCGUUACGCUUCUCUUUCCGCUUUGCUUUUCCCGUCCUAUGAGAAAUGAGCAGAAACACUUGACAGAGAAAAAAAAAAGUUGGAUAAUAAAUGACUUAUUAGACGUUUUGGAAUUUAGUAUUGCGUACUACUUUUGUAUUUUGACUCGCCCA
Messenger RNA from Pocillopora verrucosa, 1980 nucleotides. The record is from RefSeq and is a predicted model, not a curated record. NCBI's taxonomy places the organism in Eukaryota, Metazoa, Cnidaria, Anthozoa, Scleractinia, Pocilloporidae.